AUGGUCAACUUCUCCGCAGAACGCUUCUCGCCGAAGCGCCUUUCGCCCAAGCGCAUCAAGGCCAAGAUCGAGCCUCAGCUGCACUGGCAGGUCCCUAUGGAAAAGGGCGUCUACCAAGAUGCUCGCUGGUCCAACCCAGAUCUCGACCCUAUCAAACCUGAAGAUCGUACCUGGGGUGCCUUGGAUUAUUGGGCAUAUUGGACCAGCGAUAUGCUUGCGCCUCCACUGGCAUCCACAGUGUCGUCUGUCAUGAGCUUGGGAUUUACUGCCCGCGAAACGAUCCCCAUCGUCUUUUGUGGCUUCGCUCUUUGCUCGGGAGCAUUGACCCUUACUGGAAAGAUGGGUGCCCGAUAUAGCAUCCCCUUCCCAGUGCUGGUGCGCUCUAUCUUCGGAAUGUAUGGGAGUUAUCCAGUCAUCGUUCUGCGGUCAUUCGUGGCGGCCAUGUGGACCGCAAUUCUGUGUGUCCAGGCGGGUGACUUUCUCAACAACUGUCUCACGGCGAUCUGGCCGAGCUUUGCCAACUUUCCCAAUCAUUUGCCUGAGAGUGCUGGCAUCACUUCAGCUGGACUCCUCUGCUUUUUCAUUUACUGGAUCUUCCAAACGAUCCUAGCCUGCAUGCCCAUCAAGAAGCUGCGAAUCCUUUUCCUGAUCAAGGGUAUCGUCGUUCCUCCGACCUUCCUCGCCCUGUUCUUGUGGGCCGCCAUUGUCACAAAAGGAGGUGGGCCACUGGUGACCGGACAUGCCGAAAUCACUUCGACAUACAUGAACACAGCAUAUUCCGCUCUGACCGGGUUGAACGCCAUCAUCGGCCUCUUCAGCUCCAUGGCGGUCAACUUCCCGGAUUUCAGUCGAUUCUCCAAGAACAACCUGAAGGGAUACAACCAAUUCUUUGCAUUGCCCGUCAUCGGAACGCUGGGCGCCUUGACCCCGAUCUUUGUCACUUCAGCCCACAGUUACCUGUGGGGAGAAUUCCAGUGGUAUAUGCCGGCUGUGAUUGCCAAGUUCGACUCCCGCGCCGCCAAGUUCUUCACGGCCUUCAGUUUCAUGCUGGCCACAAUUGGUAACCAGAUCGCGGCUGGGACGUAUCCGUUUUCCAACGAUAUCUCUGGUCUUUGUCCCAAGUACAUCAACAUCUUCCGCGCCACCUUGAUCAUCUCGGUAUUCUGUGUCGUGUCGAACCCAUGGCAGAUCAUCAAAAACGCAUCCGGCUUGCUGGCCUUCCUGUCCGGCUACAGCAUGUUCAUGGGUGCCAUUUGCGGCACCAUGUGUAGCCACUACUACCUCAUUGUGCACAAGAAGCUUAACAUCCACGAGAUGUACAACGGCCAUGGCAUUUACCGAUACUCCAAGGUCGGCAUCAACUGGAGGGCUUACGCGUCCUUCUUCACGGCGGUGGCACCGCUGCUGCCGGGUUUCUGCAAGAGCAUUGACACAAACCUCAAUGUCGGAGGUGCCUGGAAGAUCUAUACCUUUUCCUGCAUCUAUGGCUUCACCACUUCCAGCCUUGUCUACUACCUCAUCUGCACUUAUGUUUCGGACGUGGGUGCUGCGAAGAUUGAUGAGGCGGUCUAUCCACCAUCAAAAUCGCAGAAUACAGACGUCGAAGUUGGAGUCGCUCCAUCGGAGGAAGAUUCGAUCGAGGAGAAGGCCGGUGUUGCGGUAGCCAUCGGAGCAAAGGAAUUUGACUCUCAGUAG
This is a messenger RNA of Cladophialophora immunda, 1695 nucleotides long. RefSeq lists its product as uncharacterized. The transcript has 7 exons. Gene Ontology annotation, molecular function: nucleobase transmembrane transporter activity. Gene Ontology annotation, biological process: transmembrane transport; nucleobase transport. Lineage: Eukaryota; Fungi; Ascomycota; Eurotiomycetes; Chaetothyriales; Herpotrichiellaceae. The coding region runs from base 1 to 1695 and encodes 564 amino acids. The record is from RefSeq and is a predicted model, not a curated record. Gene Ontology annotation, cellular component: plasma membrane.